Molecule: messenger RNA, 1927 nt
Organism: Galdieria sulphuraria
Lineage: Eukaryota; Rhodophyta; Bangiophyceae; Galdieriales; Galdieriaceae
Exons: 1
Coding region: 9-1802 (597 amino acids)
Source: RefSeq, a predicted model, not a curated record
UCUUUAUUAUGGAACAACAAAUGUCAAGAAGAUUCUUGGCAGAAACUAAAAGGUCAUGGCGAGAAAAGUUAGAGAGACACAGGGCGAAGAAACCCUUCGCAACAAGGUUUGAACAACUGCCUGAAAAGGAUAAGGAAAUACUAAGAAGAUGGAAUUUGAAGCCAUUAGAACAAAUCUCAGAAACAGAGCUUAAGAGACGCACCAGGUCCGAGCUGCAUACGUAUUGUAGUAUUUAUGGGAUUCCCCGUGAAAGAAGUGAUAUAGUCAUAGAAGAGCUUAUGCAAAGAAAAAAAUUCUUUCUCCUAGAGAAACAAAUAGAAGAAACGCAGCAACAAGGAGAGUAUGAAGUUUCACCUGAAACAGAAGAAGCCGACUGGAAACUGCUGGCAUUUCAUUCGCCUUUCGAAAUUUCUCUUCAUGCAAGCCAAAACAAAAGGCUUGGAACACAACUAUGUACCGAUCUUAGUGGAAUAGCAUGUCUUGCGUUUGAACUUUUGCAAACAGGAAGAGACAACGUUCUUUCUUGCCUUCUUCCGUUGCUCUUACGGAGAGUCAAGACCUCUUCAAAAAGAAAUGGGUUUCAUAGGGAGUUAACUGCAUUAAGCUGCAAAGCUUUGUUUUACAAUCAGUCUUAUGAACUUGUACGCCUACUCUCGAGGCUCUUUCAGUUCGACAGCAUCGAGAAAACUUUUUCUUUACAAGAUUUGGGAAAAGUUCCAAGCUCUUUGGUAUUGUACAAUAAGCGUUCACUAUUAGAAUUGGAACAAGGAAAAGUGGCUGCACUGAAUCAACUUGUCUUUCUUCGUUGGUAUUUGAGAGACUACCUUUCAGCCAUUAGUGAUAUCUCUGGUCACAUUCAACAGUUUCCUUAUGCGAAAUAUCCUGUAUUUUACAUUUUACUUGCUGCUUUCUUCUGUCUUGAAGCUUACAGAGAGUUGGGUUUGGAUAAUGAGCUGACGAUAAAGACCGAUAUUCGAGGUGAUGGAGAUCCUGCUCUUAAUAUAGGUUUAGGUUAUGUCUUUCCAUUCAAUUUUCUUCACAGUUGGAGCUGUUUGCCAGAUUUUAUCAAGGACUCAUCCGCAGAAAAGGAUUUUGCAUUAGAAUACUUUGAAAAGGCACUGAAUUGUUUAGAGUAUUGUAAAGAAUAUGAAGCGGCACCUAAUGUUUUUGUCAUUUUGAAGUCUAUUGUUUUGGCAUACUGUAGACGUGUUGAUGAAGCAGUUUUCUGCAUGGAAGAAUUUAUUAAAGAGGAAGGAAGCUUCGACUCUUAUCUGCUAGAAAACUAUCUUUUAUGUCUUGAAGCAUAUCAAGCAAUACUUUUUUCGGCAGAUGCACCAGCAGAGGAGUCUGUUUUGAGAAAACGAGUCCUUACGGCACAACAUCUUUUAUUAGAGGUCAAUCCCUUUUCAGAUGUAGCACUUGGAUGUCUUUCAAUCGGUUUGGAAAAGCGUCUUUCCACAGUCCAAGAGUUACUUAUUGCAGUGGCUCAUCAUUUGGAUUGUUUAGGGAAUAUGUCAAGCGAUUUCCUAUUUUAUUUUGACUUUUGGAAAAACUCUUUCCGGCAUGCUUGGCGCAGGUUUGCAGAAUUGUUGCGUUUAUGUGAAGCUCCUGAAGUUGAGUCAGUAUGGAAGGAACGACAGCGAUGUUUGUGGUGGCCUGGUCGUUUCUUCUCUUAUCGAAGCUUGAAAGAAGAUGGGGAAUAUUACCCUGACGUGAUUCCAUACAAGACUUUCUGUGUCCGAAAGUUGAUUGGAGUACCGUCGGAAUAUGAACUGUUCCAAGAGAGAAGUCGUGACCGAUGAUUGCAUCGGAUCGAGUGGUAUAGCUUGAAACAAGAGUUCUGUCGUCCCAUUUCAACGGGGUUUUUUGUAGAUAAGACCGUAAGGAGUUUGUCGCUUUAUUAAACUAUAAAAAGUAUUCGCUAAGU